UAGAAAUAGCUGGCAACGCUGCUGGGUAAAUAGCCACAAGUUGUAUAAUUUGUGUAGGUGCUUGAAGAGCCCAACAAAUUUGUCUUCAGUUGCAAAUAUUAUAAGAGAAUAUGAGUAUAGUACACACUCUGAGUAAUCUGCGAUCAUGGGCGGCAAACAAAAAGCUAUAUAAAGGAGAACGCUUUACAAGUUAUUUUAAAGGCGGUGAACCACCGAAUGUUAAGAGAGUGAUUGUGAAAUUAAUACAAAUAAGAAUAGUAAUCAAAAUUAAUGAAAAAUGCGUGAAUCUUUCAUAUUCAUACUACUUGUAGUUAUAGUAGUCGUGAUAUAUGCUUGGAUUUUAUAUAUCGGGCUUAAGCCGGCUGUAGCAAACUUUAAAGAAAAUCAAAAAAAUGGACAAAUUAACUAUAAUACAAAUGAACCGAUACAAUAUGAAACGAUAAAAGAGAAUUUAGACAAAUAUGAUGAAAUACCGUGUACACCUUGUGGGAUUAAAGUCAAUGGCGACUUGACCAACAAUUCGCCAAUUCUUACGCCACACAAUAAACUUGCGUACUUGAGGCCCAAUUCGAGUGGUGAAAUUGUGGUGCCCCAUGGCGAGUGGGUGAAAAUGCGCUGUGGUGAUGCUUUUUCAAAACCGUACACCGGGCAGACACUUGAUGCGCAAUGUGCUGGUGGUAAAGAUUUUCGCAUAAACGGUGAAAUAGUCAACUUCGAACAUAUCAACUGCACCACCAUGUCAAUGCCCACACCCAUGCGAACGGGAAGUCCCUGCAAGGGAGGCACCGAAUGGCUGGAUUUCGGCAUCAAAUUUGGCGACUCCUUAUUACCAACAAUGCGUACGUGUUUUGACAGACUUCGCCAAACAACUCCAUACGCCAUACAUACAAUUGAUCCUGCAAGCAUGAAUUUCAAACACGGCGUGAAGAGUAAAAAUACCAGUUCGGGUGAUUUCUUUGAUGACAAAAACGUUGAUAUGUUUUUUGAAAGGAAGCGACAAAUUAAGACACUCACUCGUAUAGUUGGUAGGGUUGCUUCUACUUACAUAACAGAUAAAAAUUACUUGUCCCGUGGACACGUGGUGGCCAAGGCGGACUGCGUGUUCAGUGGCCAACAAAAGGGCACGUACCAUUAUGUGAAUAUGGCGCCACAAUGGCAGUCAUUUAAUAACGGUAACUGGUCGUGUAUAGAGGAUGGAGUGCGCAAAUUUGCUCAUGAUCACAAUACUACUCUACUCUGUUGCACCGGGACCUGGUGUAUAUGCACAUUGCCAGACGUUAACAAUGUGCAACAGGAGAUUUAUUUAAAAUACGAUGAGCAGAAUGAUACUCGUAAAGUACCAGUGCCGAAAUUUUUUUUCAGAAUCGUUAUAGAUGAAUCAACUCGCAGAGGUAUCGCGCUCGUUGGUGUAAAUAACCCUUAUCUGACAAUUGAAGAAGUAGAAAACGGAGGGUAUGUGAUUGCAGAGGAUGUAUCGCACAAUAUUAAUUGGAUUAACUGGGAGCGGAAAAAUAUCGAGAAGGGUUACUGUUAUGCCUGUUCAGUGCCCAAUUUCGUUGCAAUUGUGAAAGAUUUGCCGCUGGAUAUGUUAGAGACAACCGGAAUUUUAGGCUUGGAGGAAUUGCCGAUCUAAGACCGGCAUUAAAUCAAGCGACUUUUCGAAACUAAAAUAAAAUAUAUGUAAAAACAAAUUGAAAAAAUAAAUAUUAAUUUAAUAAUAUUGCAAUAAAUUAUAAAUGUUUUAUGCUAUAUAAAAUACUUACCUUUAUUAUACUUAUUACAAAACGCAUUAUGUAUUACAAUAAUAUAUUACAAUGAAUUAACGAAAUUUUAUACCUAUAUACUAAAUUAUAAUAUUAUAUAUAUAUACAUAAAUAAGGAAUUAUAUUGUAAUAAAAUCCCACUCGCGAACGCACGUUCUUUCUUAA
This is a messenger RNA of Bactrocera oleae (olive fruit fly), 1928 nucleotides long. RefSeq lists its product as uncharacterized. Lineage: Eukaryota; Metazoa; Arthropoda; Insecta; Diptera; Tephritidae. Gene Ontology annotation, biological process: apoptotic DNA fragmentation. Gene Ontology annotation, cellular component: nucleus; mitochondrial inner membrane. The record is from RefSeq and is a predicted model, not a curated record. Gene Ontology annotation, molecular function: single-stranded DNA endonuclease activity; RNA endonuclease activity; nucleic acid binding.